Messenger RNA from Brassica napus (rape), 666 nucleotides. Its product is annotated as glutathione S-transferase T3-like. The record is from RefSeq and is a predicted model, not a curated record. Bases 1 to 666 code for a protein of 221 amino acids. The transcript is spliced from 2 exons. Lineage: Eukaryota; Viridiplantae; Streptophyta; Magnoliopsida; Brassicales; Brassicaceae.
AUGGAUCCAAGCAAUGUUCCUAGUAAGUCCGCUAGCUACGUAGGACUGCUUCACAGUCAACAAGGAAGCGUUUAUCAUGAAAACUUCCCUUAUGGAAGUUUUCAUUCUAGUGUCAACUUUGCAGAAUCCGAUACAUUUCCGGCUUUCAGUUCUCAGCAAUCUGAAGACGCACCAGUAGACACACAAGCUGCCCGCCCUGUAAGACGCAAGUGGACCCCUGCAGAUGACGAGGUGCUGAUCAGUGGGUGGCUCAACACUUCGAAGGAUUCGAUUGUUGCAAAUGAGCAGAGGUCGGGGGCCUUCUGGAUACGGGUUGGUAAGUAUUAUGCAGAGAGUGUAAAUGGAAGAGAGGAUGGUGUGAGAGAGCACGGUUGUUGCAAGAAGAGGUGGCACAGAAUCAAUGAUGAUGUUAACAAGUUCUGUGGCGCAUAUUCGGCAGCUCAGCGCCAAAUUAGCAGUGGUGAGUCUGACACAGACAAGUGGCUCAGCCUUAACACACCCAAAGCUGGUGGCAUUUCAAAGAGGAAGAAUGUGCAGACAGAUUCCCAAACUUCUACCAACGAAGGCUUCGUUGAUGUUGAGAGCAGGCCCGAAGGUGUCAAGGCUGCUAAGGCUAAAAGAAAUACGGGUAAAGGGAAGUCUGUCGCUGAGAUUGCAACAGUUUAG